AUGCCACACCGAACGUUGCGGGAGCAGGGACUGCAGACAGGCUCUGCUGGCAUGUUCACCUACACUCACACCUGCCUGCUGAAAGCAUGGAAUGUUCUGAAAGGCCAUGACCGGAAUCUGCAGAACCUGGAGGGCGUCACACACCUGGAAUGGCCCAACUCCGGUAAGGCUCAACUCACACCUUUGCCCAGGACUCUGCGCAGCCUGUGCUUUGGUCUUGGAUUUAACCAGAACUUGGGAACGACUCUUCCCGACGGCCUGGAGAGGCUGAACUUGGGGUUCCGUUUCAAUCGCAGCAUGCAGGGAGUGCUGCUUCCGGGCAACUUGCAGAGCCUGACGUUUGGCAGCAAGUUUGACCAACCCAUGCAGGAUGUCACGCUACCAACCCGCUUGCGAAGCUUGAAUUUUGGCCGAGACUUCAACCAACCCAUGCAUGGAGUUAUAUUGCCAGCCAGCUUAGAAAGCCUCAUAUUUGGUCGGCAGUUUAACCAAGCUUUGCAGGGAGUUACUCUGCCGGCCAGUUUGCAGAGCCUGACUUUCGGCGUGCGAUUCAACCGCAGUUUGCAGGGAGUGGUUUUGCCGAGUAGCCUGCAAAGCUUGACAUUUGGCAACGCAUUCAACCAAAUAAUGCAGGGAGUUGCUUUGCCGGGCAGCCUGCAAAUCUUGACAUUUGGCAACGCAUUCAACCGGAGCCUGCAAGGAGUGACUUUGCCCAGCAGCCUGCACAGCCUGACUUUGGGCAAUCACUUCAACCAGCCAUUCCACCGCCAGAGAGAUGACUUUGAGGUUGAACUUCCUUCCGGCUUGCAGAGCCUCACUUUUGGCGGAAUGAGCCGACAGAGCUUGCGGGGAGUGGUUUGGCCAGCCAAGUUGCGGAGCCUGGCGUUUUGCAGCCGUUUCAACCAGCCGUUGCAGGGAGUUACGCUGCCAUCCGGCCUGCAGAGCCUGACGUUUGGGGAAUCAUACAAUCAGCCCUUGCAGGGUGCGAGCCUCCCAGACAGCCUGCAGAGCCUGACGUUUGGCAAACUCUUCAACCAAGGUUUGGACGGAGUGACCUUCCCAGAUUUGCAGAGCCUAACUUUUGGCGAAGAAUUCAACCAGAGCUUGAAGGAUGUGUGCUUGCCUGCCUCUGUGCGCAGCCUGACUUUCGGCGACCGGUUUGACCAAGGCUUGCAAGGAGUGACGCUCCCCAGAGAUCUGGAAAGCUUGGCCUUCGGCGCUGACUUCAACCAAGACCUGCACCUGGCCUUUCCCAGCGGCUUGAGGGCUUUGACGUUCGGCACCUGCUUUCAGAGAAGUCUGACCGGAGUGACGUUGCCGGACACGCUAGAAAGCCUGACCUUCGGCCGGCUCUUCAUGAGAUUACGCGGCUUGACCUUACCGUCCGGCCUGCAGCACCUGACUUUGGGCAACCGGUUCAAUGACAUACUCGAGGGCGUGGCAUGGCCUGCCGGCCUGCAGAGUCUGACUGUUGGCGAUCGAUUCAACCGGAGCCUGCAGGGAGUGACUUUGCCCAGCCUGCAGAGUCUGACACUCGGCCAUAGAUUCGCCCAAAACCUGCAGGGAGUGACUUUGCCCAGCCUGCGGAGCUUGACGCUUGGGUGCUUUGCUCGCAAAAACCUGGAGGGCGUGACCCUGCCGAGCAGCUUGCAGAGCCUGACAAUCAGCCCGCGCUAUGCUGGGAACCUCAACUUCGUGGAGCUCGCCGGUGCGCUGUCCAGGAUCUCGGGCGACGGAACCAUUCGCUGCGAUUGA
Molecule: messenger RNA, 1755 nt
Organism: Effrenium voratum
Lineage: Eukaryota; Dinophyceae; Suessiales; Symbiodiniaceae
Source: the annotation of a GenBank genome assembly